AUGGGUUUGUACAGUGAAUUAAAUAAUUGGUCAAGGAAUAAAAUGCUAUCCGUACCUCUGCUAAUGAAUGCAAGUUUUUUUGAAAAAUCAGAUGCAUUUAGCACAGAAUUGUUUAAGGAAAUAGAAAAUUAUUGGAAAUCGUUAUAUGAUGAUAAUAUCGUGUUUGAAAUUACUAGUUGGAUGCAAAGUGAUGGUACAAACGAAAAGAACGAAAAUUCAAGUGCAUAUGAAUCAAGUGAAGCACUUAUUAGGCAGGUUCAUUAUUUUCAAAUCGGUGAGAAUUAUAUUAAACCUCGUCGCGAAGAAAUUCUUUUAGAAAUGAAAAAUGAAAUUAAUUUUCAAGAGGAUAGGCGAGAUAUAAUGUCUUUAUUUCUUUUGAAGUAUUCGGAGAUGAAAAUCAAGUUGACGUUACUAGAGAAAUGGCAUAGCAUCAUCGUUCCAAGGAAAAUUUUGAUGAUGUAA
Molecule: messenger RNA, 462 nt
Organism: Funneliformis mosseae
Lineage: Eukaryota; Fungi; Glomeromycota; Glomeromycetes; Glomerales; Glomeraceae
Source: the annotation of a GenBank genome assembly